Messenger RNA from Aquila chrysaetos chrysaetos, 1326 nucleotides. It is a transcript of the gene BLOC1S2, whose product is annotated as biogenesis of lysosomal organelles complex 1 subunit 2. NCBI's taxonomy places the organism in Eukaryota, Metazoa, Chordata, Aves, Accipitriformes, Accipitridae. Bases 76 to 546 code for a protein of 156 amino acids. The transcript has 5 exons. Gene Ontology annotation, cellular component: gamma-tubulin complex; BORC complex; BLOC-1 complex. Gene Ontology annotation, molecular function: gamma-tubulin binding. Gene Ontology annotation, biological process: lysosome localization; endosomal transport. The record is from RefSeq and is a predicted model, not a curated record.
GCGGCGAGGGGCGGCGCCGCGGCCGUGCGCGGUUCCGAAGGCGGAAGCGGGCGCCGCGGGAGGGGGCCUGUCGCCAUGGCGACCGCGGCGGAGGGGCUGCCCGAGGCCGGCGCGCAGCCCGCUAAGCAGGAUCCUGCUGUUGAAACAGCGGAGGAAGCUAAGGAACCAGCAGAGGCAGACAUCAAUGAACUCUGUAAAGACAUGUUCAACAAAAUGGCCACUUAUUUAACAGGUGAACUGACAGCCACCAGUGAAGACUACAAACUCUUGGAAAACAUGAAUAAGCUGACUAGCUUGAAGUACCUAGAAAUGAAAGAUAUUGCUAUAAACAUCAGUAGAAAUCUGAAGGAUUUAAAUCAAAAAUAUGCUGCUCUUCAGCCGUAUCUGGAACAAAUCAACCUAAUUGAGGAACAGGUUGCAGCUCUGGAGCAGGCAGCUUAUAAAUUGGAUGCAUAUUCCAAAAAACUUGGAUUGCAGGAGGGCCACGAGGGGGCGAUGUGUCAGCAGAGAAAACUUCCAGAAGAUAAAGCAGUAAAGACAAAGUAAGAACCACAUCUUGUUCCUGUUGAAAAAGUUACUUUUCUACGUAUAGAAAAUACAAUGCUAUUUUAAAACUACAAAGAUGAAAACCUCCAGGAACUCUGAAGAUUGAAAUCCAUCUAGCCGUGCAUUGCCAGCAAGUGCUUAGUGUUUUCAGGUAAGAGGGCUAAGAAAUAGCAAAUUCCUUCACAAACUCUUGAGUAUCCCACCUCCAGGAAGCAGAAAUGGGAAGAGGAGCUUGUCCCACAAGUGACUCUUUAUUGGGAGGAAAUUUUAGAGACUGACUACCUGGCUGUCUGGAGGAUUGUGUGACAGUGGCAUCCCAAUUAGGCCAAGAGCUGACAGCUGUGUUCCAAGUUCUGUCUCUGAGCAACUAUUCCCCUCUCUACCUGAGGGCUCUCCGUGUGACUGGUAGACUCCAAAUCACGGCAAGGAUGGCAGGUCCUUGGAGACUAGCACCACAGAAGAGACAUAGCUGGGUGUGUGUGAACAGAAUUGUACUGGUGAAAUGUAUAGUCCAAAAGCAGAGGUGCAACUUGGUUGCUGCUCAGACAUCUCACCUGGAGAGUCCAUGAGAAGUUCCAGAGGAGGUACAGAGGUACAGGGGGAGACUAAAUCUCUAUCUCUUCUCUACUGCAGCAUUUCCUGGUGGAAAAUUGUCCUGGUUGCGGCUGGAAUAGAGUUAAUUUUCUUCCUAGUACCUGUUAUAGUGCUGUGGUUUGGAUUUAGGAUGAGAAUAAUGUUGAUAACACACUGAUGUUUUAAUUGUUGCUAAGCAGUGUUUAC